Molecule: messenger RNA, 2657 nt
Organism: Chanos chanos (milkfish)
Lineage: Eukaryota; Metazoa; Chordata; Actinopteri; Gonorynchiformes; Chanidae
Gene: pi4k2b
Product: phosphatidylinositol 4-kinase type 2 beta
Exons: 10
Coding region: 161-1669 (502 amino acids)
Biological process (GO): endosome organization; Golgi organization; phosphatidylinositol phosphate biosynthetic process
Cellular component (GO): plasma membrane; lysosomal membrane; endosome
Molecular function (GO): 1-phosphatidylinositol 4-kinase activity
Source: RefSeq, a predicted model, not a curated record
CAUGAAACUGUAGACUUCGAAAGACCCUACGAGAUUUUGAGGAGGUAGGGAGCUAAAAACGGACAAACGUAAAGCAUGGAACGGUGAGAGUGUAUGAAACCAGACAAGACGUUGCUUUUUCUUAAUCCAUAAAAAAAACAGUGUAAGUGUACGGUUAACGAUGAUGUCAGAAUGUGAUCCAAACGAGAACGAACCGGAGAUGAACGCAGUGGAAUUAGCGACUAAGCCUAACUUUCACUCAGCAGAGGUGCCGUCGGUGUUGUUCGACAGAAAUCAAAUCGGACAGACACUUGGGCUAACCUUGAAUCCAGGAGGUGCGGUGCGGAUUUCGGACUCCAGUGAAAGUGUGCUUACCGAGCUUGAAGCUGAGGGGUCAGGUGAAGAGGCACUUUUGUUACCAGGUCCGGCCGGAAAUGUAUCACCUCGGGGAAGUAAAGACAAGCGCUCGAGACGGAACAGGCACAGUUCUUCGUCAGAUAAAGAGAAUUUAGCAUCACCAGGUAACAGCAGUGGAGACUUUAACCAUUUUCCGGAGGACCCGGCGUUUGGAGAGAUAGUCCAGAGAGCGGAGCAGGCGAUUGAGAACGGGGUUUUCCCUGAGAGGAUCUCGCAGGGCUCCAGUGGCAGUUACUUUGUGAAGGAUCCUAAAGGGAAAAUCAUUGGUGUGUUUAAACCAAAAUCCGAGGAGCCUUACGGACACCUGAAUCCCAAAUGGACCAAAUACUUUCACAAAGUCUGCUGUCCCUGUUGUUUUGGCAGGGGCUGCCUCAUCCCCAACCAGGGUUAUCUCUCAGAGGCAGCAGCCUCCCUCGUGGACCAAAAACUGGGCCUGGAAAUAGUGCCCAAAACCAAGGUGGUGUCUCUGGCCAGUGAGACGUUUCACUACAGUGCAAUAGAUCGAGCCAAGUCCAGGGGCAAGAAAUACGCUCUCGAGAAGGUGCCCAAAGUCGGCCGGCGCUUUCAUCGAGUUGGUUUGCCUCCUAAGGUGGGCUCUUUCCAGCUGUUUGUUGAGGGCUACCAAGAGGCAGACUACUGGCUGAGAAAGUUUGAAGCAGACCCUUUACCUGAGAACAUGCGCAAACAGCUUCAGUCCCAGUUUGAGAGACUGGUGGUGUUGGAUUACGUCAUCAGGAACACUGACCGAGGAAAUGAUAACUGGUUGAUCAAGUAUGAGAAGGCAUUGGACAGCGAGGUGUCAGAGAGGGACUCUGAAUGGGCCGCCACUAAAGACUCUGCCAUUAAGAUCGCAGCCAUAGACAAUGGCCUGGCCUUCCCCUUCAAACACCCCGAUGAGUGGAGAGCAUAUCCGUUCCACUGGGCGUGGCUGCCCCAGGCCAAAGUGCCUUUCUCUCAGGAGACCAGAGACCUUGUGCUGCCACGGAUCUCAGACAUGAACUUUGUUCAGGACCUCUGUGAAGACCUCUACGAGAUGUUCAAGGCGGAUAAAGGAUUUGACAAAACUAUGUUUGAAAAGCAGAUGUCUGUCAUGAGAGGACAGAUUUUGAACUUGACCCAGGCUCUGAAGGACGGGAAGAGUCCCAUUCAGCUGGUACAGAUGCCCAGGGUGGUGGUGGAGCGCAGUCGCAGUGGGCAGGGCCGCGUGGUGCAGCUGGGUAACGCGUUCACUCAGACCUUCCACUGCAAGAGACCCUUCUUCUCCUCCUGGUAACGAUGCCAGACACCCCUCUUCUCCCCCUGGUAACGAUGCCAGACACCCCUCUUCUCCCCCUGGUAACGAUGCCAGACACCCCUCUUCUCCUCCUGGUAACGAUGCCACACACCCUCCCUCUCCUCCUGGUAAUGAUGCCAGACACCCUCCCUCUCAUCCUGGUAAGUGCAGUGGUGAGUGGAGGAGUACAAUGAGGGGGAUUGGAGGAGGAACCCAAAUGCCAUCUCUGAAUCUAUCUUGUGAGUUGUUUCUGAGAUGUUUGAUGCAGUUCUGGAACUUCUGGACAGUUCUGGAACUUUUGGACAGUUCCGGUGAACCUCCAGUGAUUCUUAGAAGAGUUUACAGGAAAUGUUCAUGGAGAAACCACUUCGGAAUGCUAAAACAAACGUUUAGGGAACAGAUGGACUGUGUUUUUGGGGGGUCUGGGUGUCACUUUGAUUGAGAAACUGAGCCUUUUCUCAGAGUUCUCCUCUGCUGUUGGUAUUGAAUAAGACGUUGAUAAAAAUAUGAAGGGAAUCCAGUGUGUAGCAGAGUUUAAGGUGUGGCUACAGCCAUGCUCAACUGCCAAAUUGUUUUUUUUUUUCAUCAAGUGAGGAAUGAUAAAUAUUAAAUUAAAACUUGAAAAAAAUGUAUUGCUUGAAUGUACUUUGCAAGUUUACAUUUUACACUUCACCUGCAGACAUUUCAGUACCAGUGUAUGGAGAGUCUGGUUUUCUCAUACAUGGAAUGUAUUUACUGAUCAUUAUGUAUUUAAAUGCUGGUUAAAGUAUGUUCUAUUCUAUAAAACGCAAAGCAGAAUUGCUACAAAACAGUUCUUAGAGAUUUUUUUGUUUUUUUUUUCUUUAGGUUUUUCUUUUUUGUUGUUGUUUGUUAUUUUUCUGUCUUGUGGUUCUUUGUAUGCAUCCUGGACAUUAUACCUACCGAAUGACCGGUGAUGUACACCUGUACAUAUGAAGUGAUGAAUCAAAAUAAAACUUGGAUUGAUUAA